This is a messenger RNA of Polypterus senegalus (gray bichir), 1302 nucleotides long. RefSeq names its product serine/threonine-protein kinase NIM1. The transcript has 3 exons. Gene Ontology annotation, molecular function: protein serine/threonine kinase activity; tau-protein kinase activity; ATP binding. The record is from RefSeq and is a predicted model, not a curated record. Gene Ontology annotation, cellular component: cytoplasm. Bases 12 to 1226 code for a protein of 404 amino acids. NCBI's taxonomy places the organism in Eukaryota, Metazoa, Chordata, Cladistia, Polypteriformes, Polypteridae. Gene Ontology annotation, biological process: intracellular signal transduction; microtubule cytoskeleton organization; protein phosphorylation.
GCAAGGGAGCCAUGAAGUCAGGAAUAGAAAAGACAGAAACGCCUCUGACUCUUUUCCAAAAGGUGGUCCAUGAGGUGACUCACAAUGAGGAGAUAAGCCACCAGAUAAGGCAAGGUCGGCACGUUGGCCUCUACCAGCUGCGGGGAGAAAUUGGCCGAGGAAACUUUUCACACGUCAAGAUGGGAGUUCAUGUUCUCUUGAAAGAAAAGGUUGCUGUUAAGAUCCUGGACAAGACCCGUUUAGAUAAGAAGUCCCAAAGUUUUUUUUCUUCUGAGAUCUCCUGCAUGGAACAGCUGUGCCAUCCGAAUAUCAUCCGACUGUAUGAGGUCCUGGAAUCUCCUAGCCAUCUCUAUCUGGUGAUGGAGUACGCUGGCGGAGGAGAGCUGUUCACUAAGGUCUUCACUAAGGGGCGCCUUUCUGAGCCGGAAAGUAAACUCGUCUUCACUCAGGUCGUCUCGGCUGUCAAGCACAUGCAUGACAACAACAUCGUUCACAGGGACCUGAAGGCGGAGAACAUUUUUUACACGACAUCCCACAACGUGAAGGUUGGCGAUUUCGGCUUCAGCGCGGUCUCGGGAGCCAAUGACCUCCUGCACACUUUCUGCGGCUCCCCACCUUACUCCGCCCCAGAACUGUUUCGUGACAAGGGCUACGUGGGGAGGUACGUGGAUAUCUGGGCCUUGGGCAUCUUGCUCUACUUCAUGGUCACGGCAACCAUGCCCUUCCACGCGGAGAAGUUAGGCGGGCUGAAAUGUUGCAUACUGCAGGGUUCCUACAGUAUCCCCUCGUAUGUCUCCGAGAAGUGUCAAAGGGUGAUUAAAGGUUUGCUCAGGCCCGUCCCCGCUGACCGCUUCUCCGUGGCUCAGAUCUGCAGCAGUGUCUGGCUAAAAGGAGUUGAAUUUCCCAAACUGUACAAACGCUUUGAGCUUAACCCCGCACACCAGCUGGACUGCCAGCCCCUGACAGCAGAGGAGCAGAUUGUGAAAAGUGUGUUAGUGGACAUGGGAAUAACAGAAUCCCACAUGGAGAAUAAUAACUACAGUGGCUCCCGUGGUGCAGUCACAGGGAUCUCCCGUAUCCUGAUUCACCGUUUAGAGAAACGGAGAUCUGCUGAGGUGCUCAGUUCUUCAGCUAACUCUUUGAAAAAGUUCUCGACCAGGGCAUCCUGGGCCAGAAAUGUGUCUGCAGACGGGCAAACCGCUUCAGCCAUUUGUGUUAUCCUGUGACUGGGAACCACCACUUCAGCGAGUUAUAUACUUCCCUGAACUACACAAAGGCUUUGAAACCCUGGGAAUAAGUUUC